This is a messenger RNA of Fonsecaea nubica, 810 nucleotides long. RefSeq lists its product as hypothetical. The record is from RefSeq and is a predicted model, not a curated record. NCBI's taxonomy places the organism in Eukaryota, Fungi, Ascomycota, Eurotiomycetes, Chaetothyriales, Herpotrichiellaceae. The transcript has 2 exons. The coding region runs from base 1 to 810 and encodes 269 amino acids.
AUGCGUUCUUUCUCGCUUGUCGCCGCUGGCACCUUCGCCUUCAAGGCCAUGGCUCAAACAGCCAACUUCACCCCGGAUAUGGCGUGGAAUGCCGUCACUGUCGGGCAAGUCUGGCCCAUCCACUGGACCGUGGGCGAUGGGACACCUGUCUCCUUGUUCCUGGGGAACACGAGCUGGAAUACCCCGAUCUUCGAAAACAAAACUGCCACCGAUGCAGAGUAUGACUGGACAAUCGCAGUCCCGGAUGGUUUUGUUGCUGGCAACUAUGCGCUGGCCUUGGUUCAGAGUGGUGCCAUGGACUUCUCCCCCCUGUUCAGCGUCAGCCUUCCUGCUGCAGGCUCGUCUAGUUCAACCACGUUGCCCACAUCCAUGACAACCCCAAUGCCAAAUGCUACCGUCACGGCCACUCUCAUCUCUGCCACUGUCGACCCCACAGCAACUGCAGCUCCCACCGUGACCGUCACUUAUUGGGACCACGAAUGCGGCUGCACAAAGACAUCCGAGUUGCCUGCGACAGCUGCCGCCACCGGCUCAGGGUUGGUUGGCACCCAAUACACCUGGUACGACGAGGUCUGCGGAUGCACCAAGACCGCCAUGGCCCCAGCUCCUACCACUGUUCAAUGUCCUGGAAGUGGCUGCGCCAGCUACACAGCUCCGCCCGGAGGAAACGUGCCACCUUCGCCAUCUGCUCCGUCAUCUGCUGGCGUACCGGCUCCUUCAUCAUCGGCUUUCCAGGGUGACGCGAAUCAACUGAGUGGCUCGGUGGUGGCAGUUGUGGGAGGAUUGCUUGCAGCGGCCAUGUUUGCAUAA